Messenger RNA from Caenorhabditis angaria, 5172 nucleotides. NCBI's taxonomy places the organism in Eukaryota, Metazoa, Nematoda, Chromadorea, Rhabditida, Rhabditidae. The record is from the annotation of a GenBank genome assembly.
AUGGGCUGGAGAACCGGCGGAGAAAACGACCUAUCGGCGAACUUUCGGACAAUCGGUGGACAAAAGUUUCGGCGAAAUAGUGUAGGUCAGACACUCCGCCGGUUGUCCGAGAGUUCGCCGACAUGUCGUUUUCUCCGCCGGUUCUCCAGCCGGUUUCUCUGAAUUCAGUUUUUUGCCCGAGCAUUUUUUUCGUUUUUUCUUUUUAGGGAUGGGAUUUCAAAAGUUAAAAAGAAAACCCAAAUCGUCAUCUUGAUUUCCCACAGCCAUUCAUUGAGUCAAGUUCCAAUACGCGCACUCAUGUAAAUAAAAAUCACCGUCCGUUUUUUUGCGUUCAACAAUACAUAGUUUAAAUAGGACACAUCUGUCAAUAAAAAUGUAAAGGGAACCUGUCUAUGUAUGUUUUUUUUGUCUCCCGCCAAAGCUUUUACACCAUUACUCUGCGUCUCUCAUCUUUUUUGUGCGGGACGGCAAAAAGUUUGAAAGUUGAUAUAUUUUAUUUGAUUAAAGAAUUUUUGACCUUCACCAAUAAAUCACCAACUUUCUCUACCUUUAAUUUCUCUUUUUUUCGUCCACUCUUUCUUUUUCAACUAUUUAGCUGUUAAAAAUUUGGACUUUUUAUGAGUUUUUGAGCACUUUUAUCAAAGAAAUAAUAAAAUUGCGUGACUAACUGGAAUAAAUGUUCUUUUUAUAUCAGUUGUUGCAAAAGUUGUUCCAUUCUAACCGGUUGUCUGGAAGCUGUAAACUUUUUCCCCCAUUUUAUAUCUUUUCUCCAACAAAAACAAUCAUUUGACAAAAAACAGGCAAAAAAUAUGCAAAUUGACCCCCAUUAAAUAUUCCCCCACGUCAAAAAACCGUUUUUUUUCCGUUAUUUUUAUUUUUUGCCGGAAUGGUAAAAGGUGAUCACCUGAGUUGUUCUUUUCUUAGACUGUGUUGAAAUAGUUGCAUUUUUCACUGAUAAGGAGUUCGAUUUUUGCAGCACUUGAACGUCGUCAAUUUAUCACAAUGACGAAAAAGAAAAACUCGAAGAGAAAUCGCUUGAAGGUUGUUGUCACCAAAGUGCCGACUUGUAAUGCAGGUAAAUUUGACUUGGGGAUGUUAUAGGUAAUUUUAGCUAACUUUGGAAAUAAAAGGCGAACCCGAUAAACUUUUCGAAAAUUAAUCAAAUCCUCUCAAAACCUAAAAUCUAACUUUGAAAGUCAGAAUAUUUUUCCAGAAUUUCGUUCUGAAUCUGUUGCAUCAACAUCAGAUGCCAGCCGCCCGGUGAGCCGCGAAAGCAAUGUCGAAAACGCGCCCAUCGAGACAACAAAACAGCGAAAUGUAUCGAAAACAGUAUUGGGAAAAUCAUCAAAAGUCAAUAUUCCAAAUGUAAGAAUCGAUUUUUUCCAUAUUUAAUUUCAUAUUGUUGUCUAUUUAUUGAUGCUUUUUCUAAGAAGAAAAAAAGUGAUUCAAUUCCCACACAGGAAAAACUUUAAAGAAACACUCUUUUCAGACAGAUGCAGUUCCAAUUGCAAGUUCAUCCAUCGAAGCUUCAGCCGAUGAUCAUAUUCAGCAAAUUAUCGAUGAGGUUCGAAAUGCAAAAUUACCGGAAAUGGAUAGAUGUCGAGCAAUGGCGGAUAUCAAUUUUAUGAUUGGGAGCACCUCAAGUUUCUUGCAACGAUAUAAACUCCGUCAAAAAUUGUAUGCUUUCGGAUUAUUGAAUGUUUUUGCGAAUAUUUCAUCUUCUUCGAAAUUACUUGAUCAAGAAAUCGAUACAUUCAUCGAAUCAGAAAAACGAGAUACUCAAAUUCUCGGAAAUUCGGAAGAUCGAAGAGUUCCUCUCGAUAUUUGCAACAAGAUUUUCGGAAAAAUUGGCAAUGAUCAAACAUGGAAAAAGAUUGCGGAUUAUUUCGAAUAUUUGGCUGAAAAGGAGAGUGAAGAUGUUUGUGCGAUUAUUGACAAAUCUAGAAAUAUUAUUGAAUCAAAAGAUAUCGAAUGUCAAACUGAUAAUGUAGUGUUUCAAAGAAGACAUGUAACGUAUCGAUCAAAACGACCUGAAGAGAUUCCGGAAGAAAAUGAAUUUGUAUUCGAUGUUUGUUCAACAUCAGAUGAUGAAAACAAGAAUACACCAGAUACUUUAUCACCAGUCGAUACUUCACAGAAUUUGAAAAAAUGGGCGACAACUACAGAUUUGCCAUCGGCAUAUUCGGUUAAACGUGAGUGAAAAAUUCCUAGAUUUUCAACAAAAAAAAUAUUUUGUUUACAGAUAAUCAAAUAUUUUUCCGAGAUUCGGGUAGUUCGUCUUCAGAAUUUGAUGAGGAACAUUUAUUGAAUGAAACAACUUUACCAUCAAUUGGACAUGUUACGGUUAGUAUUUCAUGGUUGUCAAUUUAAUUUGAAUUUUUUUCAGCUUCAAUCAAUUCAAAGUUCCGAAGAGAAAACAUGCAUUGAACUUCCGAAUGUUGAGCAAAAAAACAAAAUGGAUUUGGAUUAUAGUGAGAUCCUUUCGCAAGAAGUUUGGAUCGAAACAACUUCUCAAAAUAUCAGUGUUACACCGACGCCGAUAUCGAAAAAUGCUCCAAAGCCACCGCCACUUCCACCGGGUGGUUUAUUGAAAUCUGGAGCUCCUAUUCCGCCACCAUUGCCGCCUGGAGGAUUUGCAACAUCUGGACCUCCACCUCCUCCUCCUCCACUUCCACCUGGUGGAAUUUUCAAUGGUCCCCCACUUCCAUCAUCUGGAAUUUCAACAAACGCGCCAACGGCUCCACCAAUGCCUCCUGGAGGAUUAUUAAAAGGUGGCCCUCCGAUGUUACCAUCAGCAGGUUUAACAAAGAACGGACCUCCACCUCCUCCGCCAAUGCCGCCAGGAGGAUUCGCAACAUCUGGACCCCCACCUCCUCCUCCACUUCCACCUGGUGGAAUUUCAUCUGGAAUUUCAACAAACGCGCCACCGCCUCCACCAAUGCCUCCUGGGGGAUUUUCGAAAAAUGGACCGCCGCCACCUCCGCCUUUACCACCAGCAGGUUUCACAAAGAACGGACCUCCGCCGCCGCCGCCAAUGCCUCCAGGCGGUCUAUCAAAAGGUGCGCCUCCAGCUCCGCCUCCCCCACCAUUUUUGUUGAAUGGCAACCCGAUAAGUAAGAGAAAAUUAAUGCGGUUCCCAAAAAAUCAACCCUUCUUCUUCCAGGUCCAUUAAAUACAUCUUCUCCGCCAGUCUUGUCACCAGGUGUCAUCAAAUCGGCAGUCGUUUAUCGAAAAGAGAAGAAAACAUGUUUGGUGCGAUGGCAAAAAUUGAAUCCGAUGCAAAUGCAAGGCGCCGGAACGGUUUUCAACGAUUCGAUUUGUGUCGAUUUCAAUGAAGACGAACGACUUCGAAUGCAGGAAGUUUUCGAAGAGGCGCAAAUUCGACAAGCGACUCGAAAUGUUGGUGGAUCGGUUGGAAGAGCGUUUGGACAGAAAAUGGCGAGAGCAACAAUUUCGUCAUCGGAUUCGAAUACGCAAAGAUCGCCGACAACUCAGCAGAUUUUGUGCUCACCGAAAGCGUUGACGAUUGAGAUUUUGUUGAAAAAGUGGGUUUUUGUGGAAUUUUUAUAGGAAUUAAAAGAAGUUUCGAAAUUGGGAAUAUUUUCUUGAUUUUUUCAUUUUUCGGAAUUCUAUAUUUCAAAAGUUUCUUUAAAAAUUCGAAUAAAUUCAAAAAAAAUUUUUUUCAGAUUGAAGCCACUCAGUUUCACCGAACUCAUCGAAAAACUCGAAAACAAUGAUACGAACGGAAUCAAGAUCGAUCUUAUGGGAACUCUUCAUUCCAAUUAUCCCGAACCUGAUGAACUCGCUCCAUUUGAAAAUGUGGAAUUGGCCAAAUUAUCGCAUGCUAGCGAUCAAUUUUGUUGGCAUAUCUCCAGAAAGAAGACGCUGAAAUUGCGAAUUGAAUUGUUGAUCACAAAAGAGAAUGUGGUUUCGGAGGUGAGUUUUCUUGUUUUUUUUUUAAAUAUUGUUUACCAAUCAUUUUUUAGAUAACGAAAUUCGAAAAUCAAGUGGAUAUUUUGUUGUCGGCUUGUCGAUUAGCCCGCGGUGAUGUAAUUCAACUUAUCCUCCGAAAAUGUUUGCAAUAUGGAAAUUAUUUGAAUCAGGGAUCAAUGUUCGCCGAAGCUGCUGGAUUUUCAUUGAAUUAUUUUUUGACAUUAUUGCAGUUGAAAGGAAAAGGCCAACAUUCGACAACUCGGCUUGUGGAUUUACUUGUCGAUUUUUGUGAUCUUCCAACAAGUCAAAUUGAAGAAACACAUGCGAAAAUGUUGGCUGUUCGAUCGAUUAAUUUGAAUGAUUUGAAUGCGGCAGUCGAUCAAGUCGAAAAGACUAUUAAACGAUUGAAUGGAGCAAUGGAAAGAUCGAAGGAUGAGAAAUUGGUCGCGGCUUAUACUCCGUUUAUUGAGGUUUGGUAGUUUUUCAUUUUUAAAAUUUUGGUUAAAGAAUCCCUUUAAAAAAUAAGUUUUGUUUAUUCCAGAAAGUCAGCAGACAACUCGCCGAUGUUCGAAGCGGAAUUGAUGAAUUGCGACUCGCCGAGCAACAAAUUCGCGAGUAUCUAUGUGGUGGAGAUAUGGCGCUCCAAGCAAUCUUUGAAAUUCUUGAGCAAGCGAUGAAAGUUGUGGGAGACGCGAUCAAACAGGCGCUCAACAAAUCACGCAUUCAACGAGCGACUUCAAUGCAUUCUCUGCCGAGUAUUGCGAUUCGAUCGUUGAAAGAUGGCGAAAAAACGCUGGGUCGACAAUCAUUGGCUCUCAACUCGAGGGAAUUGCCGGUUGAAGAGUUGAAGAGAAUGUUUUCGACCAGAACAUCGUCAGAAUUUCAGCAGAGAAGAAAGAAAGCGCCAUCGCCGUUGGCUACUGUGAGUUUUUUUUAUGUUUAUAAAAAUCUGGAAAUAAGUUUUGAAAAAUAUUUUAUUUUUCUCAUUUCCAAAAAAUCAAAACAUUCAAAACCUCUAUUCAAUUUUUCCAGGAAACAACGACUUCUCCAACUCGAACUCGCCGCCGAAGCAAAGAAAAAGAAGCACCGAUUCCAACUGAUGAAAAUGCUUCGCAAACUUCAAUCGCGCCAAUUCCACCAAGUGAGCCAACACCAAGUCCACCAAUUUUGGCUGAAACUGUACAAAAUCGUCUUGCCACCAAAAUCGAUAUAACAAAUAUGGUCGGAAGUCCUGUAUAA